This is a messenger RNA of Endocarpon pusillum Z07020, 561 nucleotides long. RefSeq lists its product as uncharacterized. NCBI's taxonomy places the organism in Eukaryota, Fungi, Ascomycota, Eurotiomycetes, Verrucariales, Verrucariaceae. The record is from RefSeq and is a predicted model, not a curated record. The transcript has a single exon. The coding region runs from base 1 to 561 and encodes 186 amino acids.
AUGACGUUUAAAAGGAACUCUAUCCUUGAUGGAUUUCGAGAAUGCGGACUUGUUCCUUACAAUCCAAAUAUUGUACUAAAUAAGAUCCAAGAAUAUCAACCUCUUACUCCUCUAAAUCGACCAUCUACUCCUCCUGACGCUCAAAUCUGGCCUCCUGUUACACCUCUAACAGCUCAAUCUCUUGAAAAGCAAGCUAUUCAACUACAAAAUGCAACUCCGAGUCGUCAAACAACAUUACAAGAGAAAUUCAUCAAGGGGGCUCUGAUUCAGGCCAAAACUGCCGUACAAAUCCAGAAGGAUCUAUCAGAAUAUACAGCAGCUGAAAGAGAACGAAAAGAACGAAGAUGUAGAGGGCAACGUCAACUACAAAAUGGAGGAGUUCUUUAUGCCGAACAGGCUCGAAAUAUGACCAAACAACGAGAAGAAGAGGGGGGUACACAGGAGAUGAGGGCUCAAAAGAGAGAGCAAAUCCUACGAAAAGAGCUAGAAGAUGAGCGUCGGCGUACAGCAAACUUGGAGUGGACCAUCAUAAAUGGCCCUCUAGAAGAAAUAGAGGAUUAA